ACUUAGGCGGACGCGGUGCUGGGGUGGCCCCGCCGGAGUCGGGGGCGCCGUCGCUCGCCAUGGCCGGCUACGAGUACGUGAGCUCGGAGCAGCUGGCCGGCUUCGACAAGUACAAGUACAGCGCUGUAGAUAACAACCCACUCUCUAUGUAUGUUAUGCAUCCGUUUUGGAACACUAUAGUAAAGGUAUUUCCUACAUGGCUGGCUCCAAAUCUGAUCACCUUCUCUGGCUUUCUGCUCCUUGUACUUAAUUUCUUAAUUUUGACAUACUUUGAUCCUGAUUUUUAUGCUUCAGCAUCUGGCCACAAGCAUAUUCCCAACUGGGUGUGGAUCUUAGUGGGCAUUCUCAACUUCACUGCCUACACGCUAGAUGGCGUGGAUGGCAAACAAGCCCGGAGGACCAAUUCUAGCACCCCGUUGGGGGAGCUUUUUGACCACGGCCUGGAUAGCUGGGCGUGUGUUUACUUCGUCGUCUCAGUGUAUUCCAUCUUUGGACGAGGAGCGUCUGGUGUCAGUGUUUUCGUUCUUUAUUACCUGCUCUGGAUAGUCUUGUUUUCUUUCAUCCUGUCGCACUGGGAAAAGUAUAACACAGGAGUUCUUUUCCUGCCUUGGGGAUAUGACAUUAGCCAGGUGACUAUUUCUCUUGUCUACAUAGUGACGGCGGUUGUGGGAGUUGAGGCCUGGUAUGAACCUUUCCUGUUUAAUUUCUUAUAUAGAGACCUAUUCACUACAAUGAUUAUUGGUUGUGCGGUGUUUGUGACCCUACCAAUGAGUCUAGCAAACUUUUUUAGAAGCUACAAAAAUAGCACCUUGAAACAUGGGUCAGUCUAUGAAACGAUGGUUCCCUUCUUUUCUCCAAGUUUGCUAUUCAUUUUGUGUACAACAUGGAUCCUUUGCUCGCCUUCAAAUAUUUUAGAGCGACAUCCUAGAAUAUUCUACUUCAUGGUCGGAACAGGCUUUUCCAAUAGCACAUGUAAGCUGAUUGUUUGCCAGAUGAGCUCCACACGGUGCCCAACACUCAACUGGCUGCUGCUGUUCCCUCUUUUCUUGGUUGUCACAUUGGUGCACAUAGGCAUCAGCUCUUCCAUGGAGAGCACUCUGCUCUACACGCUGACCGUUGCUUUUACUCUGGCCCAUAUCCAUUACGGCGUACGAGUGGUCAGUCAACUGAGCAACCAUUUUAAGAUUUACCCCUUCUCCUUGAAGAAGCCAAACUCAGAUUGACUAGAAGCAGAAGAAAAGAAUAUUGGCCUAUAACCUACAGAAAGAAGACCUGUAAAUAAGAUGCUUGUAAAUAUUUCCUCCAUCACCUAUGAACUCUAAAUGCAUCUGCUCGCCAGACAUGGGAACUUGGUGUGUGUCAUAUACAUGGACAGCAGGAAUGAGAAAUAUGAUGCAACUGGUGGAAUUUUGGACCUACUAACUCCUGGUGUACCUUUUUUUUUUUUUUUUUUUUUUUUAUAAAACCAUGUGUCAUUUUAGUUAAGUAUAACAUAGAUUCUCAAAAUGUUCUGAGUAAUUUUAACUUGAAUCCAAGAAGUUUUGGUUAAUACAGGUUUAAAAGUGCUUUUUAAAAGCUUUUAUUUUUAAAUCCACAGAUUCCUCUAGGAAGAUUGGUACUGUUCAGAAAACCACAAUAUGUUUUCACACUUGGUACUCGGUGGUAGAUCUUCAGCUGUGAAAACUGUCAGUAGCCCAAAUCCACUGUAGGGAAAAGAGCAAAUGACUUGGAGCCAGAGAUGCCAAAUGAUGACAGAACAAUGUUCCGUUGCCAAAUACUGAUUUCUCUUUCCCAUGGAAAUGCCUUUUAUCUUCCUGUGUUCAGAGAGCUAGUAGACAGAGUCUCUAGUAUCCUGGCUCUCUUUGUUAAUGGAAAAGAUCUCAGUACGUAGUUUAAUUAAAACAACAACCAUUUGUUGGACUUGGUCGAGAAUGGAAGUAUAACUGUAGCUCACCCUCUGGCAUGUUCAUUGUUUAAAUACGGCAUUUCCCCCUCAGCUGCGGGUUGCUGAGAUGUGGUGCCUGUGAACUCUCCUCAUGUGAAAGCAUGUACUCGUCCCUGUCUUUCAAUAAUUACUUGCGCAGAACACAUAGAAACCUCCGUAGAAGCAAAUUUAGUGCAGCGUUAGGAAUCUCGUAAGUCCCACUAUGAAAUUACUACUAUGAACCUCACUACAAAUGAGUUUUCUGGUUCAAGUUGUCCUUCCUUCCUUUCUUCCUUCCUUCCUUUCCUUUCCCUUUCUUCCUUCUUGCCUUCCUUCAUUCCCUUUCCCUUCCUCUCCCUCUUCUUUUUGUGAAGGAGGGAGUGCUCUUUUUACUUCAUACAGGAUAAAGAAAUCCCAAGAAAUCCUCUUUCCAACUUUCCUACUCUGAAGAGCUUUGGAUCUCGAUGCCUUACUCAGUAGAAUGCCCUUUAAUAUGACAGGCAGUGACUUCUGAGGUUUACUGACAAACAUGAAAUUUCCUUUGAAUUAAAUGUGAUUGUUUUCUAGAUUAUACCUUUUUCACGAUUGUGGAUAUUUUCUAUCUCUUUUUUACUUUAUCUUUAGUUUGGUGGUGGUAAAAUUAAUAUGCCGAUUUUCUUUUAUUUUGUGCUUGAAUGAAGAGUGUAUCUUAAACCCUUGAUUAUUUUUUUUGGACGGAUUGCACUUGGAUAUAAUGGGCACCCUUUUGUUGAUAAUGUAAUUAAAUGCAUAAUCACUAUUUAUAUAUGAAUAAGACCAUCAAUAAUUUUAAUUAUAAUGUAUUCCUUGAAUUUCCAUGUGCUGCUUUGUAAAAAAAAAUCACUGUAAUUGAUACGUCAGGGUUUUUUUUUAUUGUAAAUUUUAAUCAUUGUCAUUUAGGGUAUUAGAAAUGUGGAGUCAAGAAACUAACUUAUGAUGCUGAACUCAUUUUAAAAAAUUUGUUCAUCAAGGUUGAGGUGAUUUCAUAAGAUCUAAAAUGGACACUGAAAUUAGUUGAGAAAUUGAUACAGAAAAAAACAUGGGUAAUGAUUCCUUAUUUAUUUAUCACUUUCCAUCAUGGAAGUUCCAGAAAGAGCCAGUUAAUUGAAGGUAGCUGUUUUUUAUGUACCUUGUUCUUAUCGCCUGUAAAAUCAAAUUGGAUAAAGUGUUAAGUUGGGAUAAGGACAACAUUUUAUUUUAAGGUCUCUAAGUGAAUAAUUUUAUUGUUUCGUUGACAUUGUAUACAAGAAUGAGAUUAAUCUAUGUUAUAAAAAAGAACUGAUAAAUAUUUAUAAAAUGAGUCUUGAACCCCA
This is a messenger RNA of Suncus etruscus (white-toothed pygmy shrew), 3255 nucleotides long. It is a transcript of the gene SELENOI, whose product is annotated as selenoprotein I. The record is from RefSeq and is a predicted model, not a curated record. Gene Ontology annotation, biological process: phosphatidylethanolamine biosynthetic process. The transcript has 10 exons. Gene Ontology annotation, cellular component: endoplasmic reticulum membrane; Golgi apparatus. Gene Ontology annotation, molecular function: ethanolaminephosphotransferase activity. NCBI's taxonomy places the organism in Eukaryota, Metazoa, Chordata, Mammalia, Eulipotyphla, Soricidae.